Messenger RNA from Podospora pseudocomata, 1923 nucleotides. RefSeq lists its product as uncharacterized. Lineage: Eukaryota; Fungi; Ascomycota; Sordariomycetes; Sordariales; Podosporaceae. The coding region runs from base 1 to 1923 and encodes 640 amino acids. Gene Ontology annotation, molecular function: TFIIIC-class transcription factor complex binding. Gene Ontology annotation, cellular component: transcription factor TFIIIB complex. Gene Ontology annotation, biological process: RNA polymerase III preinitiation complex assembly. The record is from RefSeq and is a predicted model, not a curated record. The transcript has a single exon.
AUGUUGGCGAACAACAAGAGCAAGUUCAAGCCGGGACCCAAGCCGAAAGGGAAACGCCCUCCUCCUGCCUCGGGGCCUUCCUCCUCGAAUACACCAGCUUCUACUCCAGCUGCCUCUCAGCAAGAGGACGCAAACCCGACCCCGCCCCCACCCAGCGCCCCUACUGAGGCCGCUCCUCCGGCCGUCGACAAUGCCCCUCCUCAAGAUGUCGAGACACCUUCAGCUCAGGGCCAGACACAGCACUCUGAAGUGAGAGAGCCGUCACCAAUUAGCACCACGACUUCUGCUGCAGGAGUAUCAAGUAUCCAGAGCCAGGAUGAUGCUACACCCUCUCAGGCCGAGACCCCGGCGUCAACUGCUCCAUUGCCCACGCCGGUAUCGCCCAGGCAUGCCCGUCCAACCGCACCUAAACCCGUGAGAGCGUCGAAAUCGGCCGCUGUGUCAGUUCCUCCUCCAGCAGCUCCUGCCCCGGCGCUCACCCCUGCGCCUACGCCUUCGGUGCCCGAGCAAGCUUCAUCAGCUACCUCCUCCUCAGGAGCAUCGACUAUCUCUGAAGCUCCACCCCCCGAAGAAGCUAUACCUAGCACAGAAGAUGUUGUCGCCUCCGUUGAGCCUGUAGCUGAGCAGCCCGCCGAACCCACGUCUGGUCCCUCUCAACCACCCGAACCGAGCACCUCUGGACCAUCCCAAGCCCCAAAGCCGAAGCCCAAACCCAAGCCCCGGGUCCCCCGGAAACGCAAAGCCGACACAGCCAUCGAAGAACCCGCUGCAGAAACAGCUGAGAAUGAGGAGGCCGGCGAAGCAAACACAAGCACCCCCGCCCCAAGAAAGCGAGCCCGCAGACGAGCCGCCCCCCUCCCAGGCGAGGAAGGCUACGAAGCAUACCAAGCCGCCAAAACAGCCAAAAAACACCAUCAAAAACACACCAAGGCCGCAGUCGCCGCCGAAGACGGGGAGACCCCCGAAGGAGAAGAAACCCAAUCCCGAGCCAACUCCCGCGCCCCACGUGCUCAGCGUGAGGUAACACCCGAAAACGCCGAAGAGCAAGUUGUAGACGAAGACGAGUUCAAAAUGGCCGACCUAGCCAAGGACCUCCGGAUCGGCAAGAAGUUUUCUCUUCAUGAUACCCUUUUGGAGAGGGAACGGGUGAAGAAACUGAAGGCGAAUGAGAAGAGGAAGAAGGGGAGGGGUAAUGGUACCGAGGAGGGUGGGGAAAACAACGACAAUGAUGGGCAACCUCAAACUUUGAACGCCGACACCCCCUUGCCGGGGGGUAAUGAUGAUGAUGAAGGGGGGCUUGCCCGCCCGGUGGCAGUGACAGCCCUGGUAGGAGAACAAUACCAGAUCAUUGACGGAGAAAUCGUGCUCAACCAGUCAUCUCUCCAAAUUGAUCGGCAUGCCAGAGCGAGAGAAGCGGAGGGGAAUCUGGAAGAGGUGGAAGUCAAUGAUUUCACCAAUCACACCACCCAGCAGACUUAUCUCCGUCGCGCCCUGAAACCAGGUCAAUGGUCCGACGCCGACACUGACCAGUUUUACUGGGCGCUUUCGAGAUUCGGGACGGACUUUGAGCUGAUUUCGAAAAUGUUUCCUGGCAAGACGAGGAAGCACAUCAAGCUGAAAUUUAAUCGGGAGGAGAGGCAAAAUCCGGCGAGGGUGAAGAGCGCGUUGGUCGGGGAGGUGAAGCAGCCGAUGAGGAUUGAGGAGGUGAAGGAGAAGACGAAGCAGGAGUUUGAGACGACGGACGACAUCGAGAAGGAGCUGGAGGAGCAGAGGAAAGAGUUUGAGGAGAGGGAGGAGGCGGUGGAAAGGGAGAAGAGGGAGGAAGAAAAGAGGAAGGAGGAGAAGAUGCUCAAGGAGCUGGAGGAAGCAAAGAAGAAGAGUGGGCGGAGGGGGAAGAAAAAGGUUGAGCAGGGGGUUUGGUGA